Molecule: messenger RNA, 4745 nt
Organism: Pocillopora meandrina
Lineage: Eukaryota; Metazoa; Cnidaria; Anthozoa; Scleractinia; Pocilloporidae
Source: the annotation of a GenBank genome assembly
AUGACGGUCAAAACAACCGUGAGACAUUUCUUCGAAAACAGCUCACAGUCAACUAGUCAUGCAGCCUCGAAUCAUUCCGACCAAGCUUGUGAAAUAAAAGCCGACUCCGCUCUAGAGGUUACAGCUAAAGCUCUGGCCUAUAUUUUCAUUUUCCUGAUUUCCUUUUUCGGAAAUAUCUUUCUUCUUGUGGUUAUUUACAAGAAAAAGCAGCUGCGAAGAUCCAUCAACUACUUCGUUUUCAACAUGGCUGUAUCCGACCUCUUCAACCCUUUGACCAUCAUGACUGUGAAGAUCGUUGAGAUCAUUUCAGGAUCGAGUUCUUGGAAAGUUGAUCGUCCAUGGCUGCUAGGAAACAUUCUAUGCAAACUUGCCUACUUUCUGCCAGAUGUUUCUGUCGUGGUUUCCAUCGGAAGCCUUCUUUUGAUCUCAAUAGACAGGCUCAUCGCUGUCGUCUUUCCACUGAAGGCCAAACUUAUCUCCUCAAAAGUACGAUUGAUCAGCAUUCUAAGCACGUGGUUUGUUGCCAUCGCCGUCCACGCACCUUAUUUCUACAGUUUCAAACUGAUCCUCCACGAAAAUAAAACGUAUUGUAAGUUGAAUUGGGGACCGGCAUUCGACCAUAUGAAAACGCACAGAGGAUUUGUUACGGCAACUUUUAUCACUUUCAUCCUCUUUCCCAUUUGUGUCCUGGCCGGUAUGUAUAGCAUAAUCGCAUGGACAAUAAGAAAAAAGAACAAAAAAACUAAAGAGAAAUUCUCCUGUCGCCAAAACCAUCGAGAUCAACAGCUGAGAAAAAUUGUCAGAUUGGCAAUGGCCAUUAUGAUUUCCUUCGUUUCCUGCAUGACUCCCCUGCUUAUCUAUUCAUUUCUUACAAAUUUUCUGUGGAAUUGGGAAUCCCCACCCAUUUGUGCAUUUCAGACAGUUCUCCUAUUUAUUUCUGUCUUUCUUUUGCAUUCGUGGAGUGCGGUAAAUCCCUGCAUUUGUUUUAUCUUUAGCAAGAACUACCGCAACGGCCUUAGGCAAUGUUUUCAUUGUAAUUGCCUCAAUCGCAGAAUAUCAGGUUUGCAAGACAAUUACCAAAUGCAAACGAUGCUCCCUUCCGACCCAUUCAAGUAGCAUACACAUAAUCUCAUACAGCAGAAAAACUUUAGCACUAUAUACAUAUACAUGUGUGUAUUUAAAUUCCCAUACUCAGAAAAUAGACAGGAUAAUCAUUGGAACACUGUGCAGUGUUCAAUUAAGGUCUAAGUGCCACACACUUAACCACAUGAACCAAAAGAACAUUUGCUCAUAUCGCGAUAUCUCUGUAACAUUUGCUCAUAUCGCGAUAUCUCUGUAACAUUUACUCGUAUCACGACAUAUCUGUUUUCUCAGUUUGAUGGUUUUCUAUUGCGUGAAUAAGAUUUAAUUGAUUGCGUAGAUCUUAUAUUUAAGGGCUAGGCUACAAUUUAAACACAUCCUACUUGCAUUUGUGGGCAGUUUUGUAUGGAUGAUCUAAGAAUCAUUUGCAUGUUAAAAAAACGUAGGCAUAUCGUUAUGGCGACUAUAAAUACAAAACGUCUCCUUAUGAAUAAAGUGUUAAAACCUAUGUUCAAGCAGCAUAUGGUAUAACUGAACCUUUUGGCUUCUUUCUUAACUGACCUUCCUAUAGCUUUUUGCGUAAAAAAAAGAUCUAAUUUAAUUUGACUUAUUCCCUAACUUUCGCGGAAUGAAAUUUUUUUCAUUACAGGGUUUCAUUUUCUUACUCCUUAUCUUAUCAGCAGCUGGUAUUUUCGAUUCAGUCUGACAGUUUAUGCGACACUCUUUACCAUAUUCGUCGCCGUUAACUUCUUUCACGACCCAACGUGUACUGCAUGUAUCAGUUGAUUUCGUGCAGGUCCAUAUCACGCCUCCAAAACUAUUAUUGCACAAGUGAUAAUACUCUUCAAAGGAAGGAAGAAGCGUAAACAUCACAUGACUUUUGCCAAACGCAUGUUCAUGUUGUUCAAUGUUUUUUAAUUUUCUCGGCUACUAAUUACCGAUCAUUUCUUUCACAUGACAUGCACAGCACCUGAGGCUACGAAUGCAAAGAGAGUGUCGAUGCCUAUUUUUUUCUCUCUCUUUCUUUCUUUUGUUUACUCUUCCAUUUUUCACUAUUUAUUCAAAGGCUUCUUCCUUCCCUGUUUCUUUAAUGAGACUUCAUAUUUCUCUUUUCCGUCAUCUAAAAUUUUCUACUCUAGUCGAGAGCAUGUUACGUAACUAUCCCCACAGAUGCCUCUUCCCUAUGAUAAUGAGCGUUUGUAACAGGACAAAAUAAGAAUUCGGAUUCUUUGAGCUGAUUCUUGUUUGGAUAGGUUAGUAAAUGUGUAGACAAUGACACGUUGCAUUAAUCAUCAUGCUAUUCCAUUUUUUAUAUCUCGAUCCUGUCAUUCCGUUUAGAACAUUUUUAAAUGUUAACACACUUAAUUUAAGAGAUUAAGAGGCUUUAUUACCUCGUAUUCUCAAAGUAACAAACUGCGUCUAUUUUUGUUUUCCAAUAGCACAGCACAAGGGAGAUGUCGGCAAGCGGCAUAAAAUUUCGAUCAUAUCGGUGCGGUGGGAGUCCUUUCUAUCAGUGCUAUAAAUAGAAAUGACUGAUACCACAACAACAACAAUAAUAAUAAGGAUUUUAAUUUGUUCGUAGUGUGCGUUUCUCGACAAUGAAGCACGCGUGCACAAUAGAAAUAUGAAGCACGCUCGCGCAAUGGAUUUUGAUUCGACAAACUUACUAGCCAUUUUAUGUUGUAUGAUCACCUGUUUUCUUCGCGCUCUUCUCUUAAUUAUAUGAUUGUUUGCAUUGGUUCGUUUUGACCUUGGUUUCAUGAAUAACAUGAAUCUGCGCAUUAACUAGGACCGAGACCACGAAAUAAAAUCCCGCAAGUUUUAAACACUGGCUCCUUAGAAUAAUGCCCCUACAAUGGCCCUAUGCCACCGAAUUUUUGUUCAAAUGUCUAUACCUCGGUAGAAUUUUUAAAUCAACAAAAAUAAAGCGCCAGAGCACCUAACAGGACAUUUUCAAAAUCAUUAUUAUCAUCAUUAAUCAUUAUAUUUUUUUUAUUGGUUUUUACAACCGAUAUUCCAACUCAAACUUUGAGAGAAAAAAUAAAAAAUUAAACAAAGCAAUGAGCAUGACAUGUAAUUCUUUCAAUUUUUAUGCGUUCCUAAGCUGAGGAUUUCCGACUUGAGAAAGAUCAAAACAAUUAACAGUACUACUUUAGGAAAAACACGGUCUCCUUGACACAUUAUAUCUUAAUAGCCUUUAAUUAGUUUUUCUAUUUGCUUCCCUUUCAUUUACUUUUGUGUUAUUCUAAUGGAAAGUCGUUAUUGUAUGUCGUGGGACGACAAUUUCGCCUUUAGUCCACUGCCAAUUCCAAAAUUAUCGCAAAUAAGUGAAAGCAGGGUUAUUAAAUUAAAAAACAAAUGCCCAAUGCAAGUUGUUCUUUUUAACGAGGAAGUUCACUUUUAAUGUCAAUAUUGAUUACCUUGUCAUGUCAUCCACACCUAUUUGUAUUCAUCGUUUGAUCAUGAAAUUAACUUCAAGACAAACACUUUUUAGAUAAAUAGGACCCAUCCUUAACACUAAGGUCAAACAAAACAGUGACUACAAUUAAGUUCAGCGUUGAUGCUAAAACAAACCAUCCUAAAUAUAACUUUUGGAUAGCCCACUCACGGAUUGACGAGUAUUAAGAGAAAUAAUGACUGUCAACACAACCGUGAGGCAUUUCUUCGAAAACAGUUCACAGACAACGAACCAUACGGUAUCAAGUAACUCCGACCAAGCUUGUGAAAUAAAAGCCGACUCCGCUGUAGAGGUCACAGCUAAAGCACUGGCUUUUAUUUUCAUUUUCCUGGUUUCGUUUAUCGGAAAUAUCUUUAUUCUUGUGGUCAUUUACAAGAACAAGCAGCUACGAAGAUCCAUCAACUGCUUCGUUUUCAACAUGGCUGUAUCUGACCAAGGGAUCCCUUUGACCUGCAUGACCGUGAUGAUCGUUGAGAUCAUUUCAGGAUCGAGUUCCUGGAAAGUUGAUCGUCCGUGGCUGCUGGGAAACAUUCUAUGCAAACUUGCCUACUUUCUCUCAGAUGUUUCUUUUGUGGUUUCCAUCGGAAGCCUUCUUUUGAUCUCGAUGGACAGGCUCAUCGCUGUCGUCUUUCCACUGAUGGCCAAACUUAUCUCCUCAAAAGUACGAUUGAUCAGCAUUCUAAGCACGUGGCUUGUCGCCAUCGCCGUCCACGCACCUUAUUUCUACAGCUUCAAACUGAUUCCCUACGAAAAUUAGACGUAUUGUUUGUUGAACUGGGGACCGGCAUUCGACCACAAGAAAACGCACAGAGGAUUUGUUACGGCAACUUUCAUCGCUUUCAUCCCUAUUCCCAUUUGUUUCCUGGCCGUUGUGUAUAGCAUUACCAAAUGGAAAAUAAGAAAAAAGAACGAGAAAAGUAAAGAGCGAUUUUCUUGUCUCCAAAACCGUCGAGAUCAGCAGCUGAGGAAAAUUGUCAGGUUGGCAAUGGCCAUCAUGAUAUCCUUUGUUUCCUGCAUGAUUCCCUUGAUUGUAAUUUUUCUGUGGAAUGCCAUAGAACAGCCAUCCUUUUGUGUACUUCAAAGAGUUUUCCCAUUUAUUUCUGUCUUUAUUCUGUAUUCGUGGAGUGCGUUAAAUCCCUGCAUUUGUUUUAUCUUUAGCAAGAACUAUCGCGACGGCCUUAAGCAAUGCUUUCAUUGCAAUGGCUAA